Phalaenopsis equestris is the source of this 2593-nucleotide messenger RNA. Its product is annotated as pentatricopeptide repeat-containing protein At4g21065-like. Gene Ontology annotation, molecular function: RNA binding; protein binding; zinc ion binding. NCBI's taxonomy places the organism in Eukaryota, Viridiplantae, Streptophyta, Magnoliopsida, Asparagales, Orchidaceae. The record is from RefSeq and is a predicted model, not a curated record. Gene Ontology annotation, biological process: RNA modification. The coding region runs from base 107 to 1942 and encodes 611 amino acids. The transcript has 2 exons.
AAACCAAGUGAAUCCAACAAUAGGAAGUCCUUCGUCCUCCAUCUCCGCUGAGCCCCGGCAUGAAAAAUUGCAUCUUUUUUCCUGCCUCAACUUCAAAUCACAUUAGAUGAUAAUAAGCCGAAGAACAUCAAAAACUUUGCUUCCGCAUCUGAACCAACUCCUUCGUCCCAUCCACUCUCUUCCUAACCCAAAUCCCAUUCUAUCAGAUUACUACAACGCAUACCUCUCUCUCCUCCAAUCAUUUGUCUCCCGGAAGGCCAUCGGCCCUGGCAAGCAGCUGCACGCUCGUCUGCUACUCUCUAACCUUGGCUUUGACACAGUUCUUGCCACUAAGCUUGUUAAUCUAUACUCCGACUGCAAUCAUCUACCAUACGCCCAAAACCUGUUCGAUAGAAUUCCCAAAAGAAAUGUCUUCCUCUGGAACAUCCUUAUUCGCGGCUACGCAUGGAACGGCCCUUUUGAAUCUGCUAUCUCGCUCUACCACCAAAUGCUGGAACAUGGGCUUCUGCCUGAUAACUUCACCUUCCCCUUCGUCCUCAAGGCCUGCUCAGCCCUCUCUGACAUUGAUAAUGGUAGGGAAAUUCACAAGCUUGCAGUGCUCACAAGAUGGGAGUUGGAUGUUUUUGUGGCUGCUGGGCUUAUUGACAUGUAUUCGAAGUGCAGUUCCGUGGAAGAUGCACGGAGGCUGUUUGAUAGAAUGUCUAAGAGAGAUGUCGUCCUGUGGAACUCCAUGAUUGCCGCGUACUCCCUGAAUGGGCAUCCCUCAGAAGCUCUGUCUCUAUUUCGUAACAUGGCUUUAGAAGGUCUCAAACCUUCAGUGGCGACUCUUGUGACUGUGAUCUCAGCUUCAGCCGACGCAGCUGCUUUACCAAGAGGGAGGGAAAUCCAUGGCUUCAGUUGGAGGAUGGGGUUUUCAUCAGCAGACAAGGUAAAGACUGCUCUCCUGGAUAUGUAUGCAAAGUGUGGCUGGGUUCGGCUCGCCCGUGUUCUAUUCGAGCAACUUUUGGAAAAAAGGGUUGUUUCUUGGAAUGCAAUGAUUUCUGGAUAUGCCAUGCAUGGCCAUGCAGAUGAGGCUCUCACAUUGUUUGAGAAGAUGAGAAAAGAAGCUAUUUUGCUUCCGGAUAACAUUACAUUUGUUGGAGUCUUAUCAGCUUGCAGUCAUGCUGGCCUGUUGCUGGAGGGAAGAAGAUUCUUUGAUUCCAUGCUGCACGACUUCUCAAUUAAGCCAACUGUGCAGCAUUACACUUGCAUGAUUGACCUCCUUGGUCAUGCCGGUAGGUUGGAAGAAGCCAACCAGCUUAUUAGCAAGAUGCCCAUGAAACCAGACUCUGGAGUUUGGGGCGCUUUAUUGAAUGGGUGCAAGAUUCAUGGAGAUGUUGAAUUAGGAGAGAAGGCAUUGAGGAAGCUGAUAGAGUUAGAGCCUGACGAUGCUGGAAACUAUGUCAUCCUUUCUAACAUCUACUGCCAGGCUAGGAAUUGGGAAGAAGCAGCCAGGAUAAGGAAGAGAAUGACAGAAAGAGGAUUGAAGAAGGCAAUUGCUUGUAGCUGGAUAGAGAUCAGGAACAAGCAUCAUGCUUUUCUUGUUGGGGAUCUAUCUCAUCCUCAAUCCAAAGAGAUAUAUGGGGAGCUGGAAAGAUUGGAGGGGCUCAUGCAACAGGCAGGCUAUGUGCCAGAUACCAUGCCGGUGUUCCAUAAUGUGAGUGAUGAUGAGAAGAGGAACAUGGUUAGAAGCCAUAGUGAGAGGCUGGCUAUUGCAUUUGGGCUAAUUAGCACUCCUCCUGAUACAGUGCUUAUGGUUAAGAAGAACAUUCGAGUCUGUGAGGACUGUCACAUUGCUAUAAAGUUCAUAUCACAGAUUGUGAAUCGGGAGAUCAUAAUAAGAGAUGUCAAUCGUUAUCAUCACUUCAAAGGUGGCCAUUGCUCCUGCCAUGAUUAUUGGUAGCUUGAUUGGCUAAUGGGCCAUUGUUCCUGGCUUCCUGCAAAUGUUUGUCAACUUAAUUUUGAGACCAACGGAUGAUUGACAUAGAUAUGUGGCAUCGCCGAAGCAUGGAUUGGGAUCUAUGUACAUUCGGGUCUGCACUACUGCUGAGCUGCACCAUGCACUCAGAUGGGUGAGCCGCACACUGAAGGGUUUGGGUUAACCAUGGCGCGUGUCAUGCAGUGCACUGGCCACCGCUGCAAACUCAACUUCCCUUCGUUCGUUGAGCUUGCUUUAUUCAUACUGUAUUCAUUACACAAGAAGCAAAUAACAUGGAAAUUGUGAUGCUUGAGCUUGUGAUAAAGACUAUCCAGGUCGAUACUCAAAUGUUUCGGCAAGAACAUGCUCAUGAUCCUUGUUCACUUUACAGAAGUUGAUGUUGUUGCAGGAAUGAUGCCUCCAAAUAUAAUUGUGGAGUAUCCCGAUGUUUGGGAAAUGGGUAAGAUGACAUAUCGUGAACUAUAACUCAUCUCUUCUUCGAAACGCCAAAAGUCCUCUCAAUUGAACAUUUUUUUUCCUAUCUUGUGUGACAUUGCUGGCUCACUUAAAGUCAAAUAUGUGUUAUCUUGUAUCAAAAUAGGGUUUGAGAUACUCUCGUUGCAACAAAUAUCAAAC